This is a messenger RNA of Colletotrichum destructivum, 2070 nucleotides long. Its product is annotated as Putative FYVE zinc finger, Zinc finger, FYVE/PHD-type, Zinc finger, RING/FYVE/PHD-type. The record is from RefSeq and is a predicted model, not a curated record. Lineage: Eukaryota; Fungi; Ascomycota; Sordariomycetes; Glomerellales; Glomerellaceae. The transcript has 3 exons. The coding region runs from base 1 to 2070 and encodes 689 amino acids. Gene Ontology annotation, molecular function: metal ion binding.
AUGUCCGGCCGCAAGCUGGGAGGCGGUCGCAUCUUGGGCAGCGGCAAGGGCCUCGCCCCUCCUACGCCUCCCGCAGUCCAGGGCCAUCGACGCACUCCGAGUCCCUUUGCUCCCUCCGAAAGCACCCUGUCUCUCAACUCGUCUUCCGCCUCGCCCCCAGUCUCGAGCCCCCUGCCCGACUUUGCCCAGGAUCUCACAUCAAAUAUCAGCGUUGGCGGGCCUUCGCGUACUGCCACCGCCGGCUCGAAGCUGGUCUGCCCGAUAUGCGAGGAGGAGAUGUUGACGCUGCUUCAACUAAACAGACACAUUGACGACAACCACCAAGAACUACCCGAGGUCGAGCAGGAUGAGGUCCGCACGUGGUUCGAUAAGCAGGUCCUCAAGGCCAAGCGGUUCCAGCCGUUAUCUAUCAUCAACCAGAAGCUCCGAGGCUUGGACGUGUUCGAAUCCAACGAGUCCAUGCCGGUUGCCCCGCCCGCCGUAGCGAAGCUCGUCGAAGGCCCCAUCGACCCGGAUGAGCUCAUUACCAGGUCGCAUUGGCAGCGCCAAACGAGCAACGACCGAUGCACCGAUCCGACAUGCGCCAAGGGGCUCGGAGCCGUCAACGGGAGCAUAAACUGCCGGAACUGCGGGAGGCUGUUCUGCGAGGAACACACCAUGUAUCAGAUGCGGCUUUCGCGGUCUGCGCAGCACGAUCCUGUGCGGGGAUACUGGGUCAGAGUGUGCGAGACGUGUUACAAGUCGAGAGAUGGCUACAACGACCACAACGGUGUCCUGGUGGACCACACAUCGGCCUUUGCCGAAAUGCGACGGAAGAGGGUGGAGAGGCAGAACCUCGAAGCGGCUAGGCUGGAAAAGCGCUUGACCAAGCUGACGCAGCUGCUUGCGAAUGCGCCCGAAGACGUUACGACCAACGGCGGAAACCUGCUCUCGCCCGUGGCGACGUUGACGGGCCAAAAGAGCCAGAGGAAGCUGCUGGAGCAGUCGGUCGUGACCUGGGAAGAUGACGCCUCCGUCACACAGUGUCCGUUCUGCCAGCAAGAGUUCGGGUCAUGGACCUUUAGGAGACACCAUUGCCGAAUAUGCGGUCGCGUGGUUUGCGCCGAUCCACUUACAGGCUGCUCGAGUGAAGUGGGCUUGAGCAUAGCCAGUCGUGAGUCUCAUGCUUCGGGAUCGUCACGAGCACCGCGUCUAACAGCCCCAGCAACGAGCCCGGCAACGGAAAAGCCUCCGACGACAGCGCAGCCUGGCCAGCUAAGCGUCGACGUCCGCAUGUGCCGGGGCUGCAACCACACGAUAUUCUCGAAGCGCGACUUUGCGGCGACCCUCGUGCACAAACCGCCAGACCAACGCGCGUACGAGACGUUGCGCCAGUUCGAACGUGGUAUCCGCCAGCUCAUGCCCAUUUUCCAGCGGACUUUGCUUGCACUGCAGCCAGAGGGAGAGGACGGAUCAGAUAUCUCCAAGGCGCCACCGACCCACGCCCAGAUCCAAGAGGCGUCCAAGAUUCGCAAACGUCUUACCGAUGCAUUCACAAAGUACGACAUGGCCGCGCGCCGCCUGCGUGACAUGAAAACAACAUCCAAAACCCAGCUCCGUCUCCAGCAAGCCGUUUACGCCGCGGCCUCGUCGUUUCUACACACCCACAUGCUGACAUUAAAGUCGGUCCCGCAAAUCCUUCGGGCUCGAUCGUCUCAGUCAUCACGCCUUCGCGCUCUCCAGUCGGGCAGCGUCAACGGGUCGUCAUCGUCUCUCCACCUUUCGCCCCUCCGCAACCAGGAGCUGGCCGAGUCGGAAACGGCGAGCCAGGCCAGCGAGACCAGUACCGCUGUGUCGGCGCUCGAAACAGAGGAGAAGGAGGCGCGCGAGCGUCUAGUGGUUCUUGAGGAGCAGCGUUUCAUGGUACAGCAGAUGGUGGACGCCGCGCGGGAUGCCCGGCGGUUCGAGGAGGUCAGCGCUUUGACACGCAACGUAGAAGAGCUCGACCGGGAGAUCGAAAGAGCUAAGAAGAUGGUUGGCGGCGUCGAGGAGCGGUGGGAAGGUCUGUACGCGUCCGGCCUGGCGCGGUGA